This is a messenger RNA of Vicia faba (fava bean), 549 nucleotides long. The record is from the annotation of a GenBank genome assembly. NCBI's taxonomy places the organism in Eukaryota, Viridiplantae, Streptophyta, Magnoliopsida, Fabales, Fabaceae.
AUGGUGGCGGAGAUCAAGAUCACUAAGCCAGUUGUUUGCCUUGCUCUACGCAAAGCCCCACCCAAUAAGGCUGCCAUGCUAAACAAGCCUGGUAUGGAGCGGACUGCAGGCAAAUUUGGCAAUCGGCCACGUGACUUCACGUACGAUGUCUCAAAGGCCGAUGAGAUCUAUGAUUGCUUGGAAAAAGUAGGGUCUGUUUACAGCAUUGACCGCGGUAUCCUGCUUGCACGGACGGCGUGUAGGAUUGCCAGGGCUAAGCCCAAGACAAUAAUUCCAAUAGUUCGCUUUUUCGUUUUAGCGCUACUUGGAUACUUCAAGCCAAGAUCAGGACGAUGGGUGGGAGAUAGGGGCAUGCAUCCAAGAGCUUAUUUUCUCGUUGUUGCUUGUAACAUUAUUAACGAGAAAACGUGGCAGGCUCUAUUUUCAUGCUUAAUGUUGUCGCCUUCGAAAUUGAUGCUUAAGUCGAUCCACUUGCAUUGGUGGUCUCUCUCUUCCCUCAUCGCAUGCGCUUCGCUUCGACCAGGGUUUAAGCCUUUGAUUGUCCGAUAG